Glycine soja is the source of this 1789-nucleotide messenger RNA. Its product is annotated as F-box protein SKIP8. The transcript has 3 exons. The coding region runs from base 344 to 1204 and encodes 286 amino acids. The record is from RefSeq and is a predicted model, not a curated record. Lineage: Eukaryota; Viridiplantae; Streptophyta; Magnoliopsida; Fabales; Fabaceae. Gene Ontology annotation, molecular function: protein binding.
CUUUGAAAAUUGAAUAUUUGAGCAACGGAGAGAGAGCAGAGACAGCAGAAGUUGGGUUUUCCUUGUUUGUUCGAAUGAGUGAGUCAGAGUAGUCAGAGUCAGGUUAGCAGCGCAGCAAAAACGCCACUAUCCUCACCUCACGGGUUUGGCUCUCUCUUCCAACCAAACCCUUUUUUCUCUUCAAAUCCUCAAAACUUUACUAGGGUUUGGGAAUUGGGAACUAAACUCAACGUCACAACUCAAUCCACUUGAAGGAAUUUUUGUAUAUAACAAGCAAUAUUGGACAUUGAGAUUGAAUUAGGGUUUUGAUGUUCUUCGAAUGCCGAUUUUUGAUGACUUAUGAAUGGAGAUUUUCUCUGUCUUGUCGGAACCGUUUCUCGUCGCCCUCGCCGUGACCGCGCUCUGUUUCCUCUUCGCGCUCUUCGCUCUCCUCCGAUCCUCCUUCUCCCUGCCCCGCAGAUUCACGCCCCCGAGGAAGCACCACUGCGAUUGCGCCUCCAAUUCCGACGCCGGCGCCGUGCCCUACCUCAACGGCGGCUGCACUGAAAUGCUCGAGCCCAGUCCCGUUCCGGCGCCGGCGGUGUUGACGGAGCGGCGAACGGGGUCGUCGAUGAUGGAGGAACUGGUUCCGGAGAUUACAACGCACGCUCUCAGUUACUUGGAUUAUCCCAGUCUCUGUCGCCUCUCGAUGACCAAUUCGUUGAUGCGAAAGGCUGCGAAUGAUGAUAAUGCUUGGAAGGCCCUUUAUCACAAGGACUUCACGUUGGAACAAGAUAGUGUUACGCCCACUAAUGGGUGGAAGGCUUACUAUGCUGCAACUAGAGCAAUUGUGAAUAUUAAUACAGAAUUCUUCAACAUUGUAAGAGAUAAGUCUCUUCAAGCAAUGAGUCGUUUUUGGCUGAAUGCAGAUUAUGUCAAGUGCAUUCAUGCCUCAGGAGAACUCUUUUCCGGGUACAAUGCAGUUAUGCAGAGUUGGCAACUCGCAUUCAACUGGGAGCAAGGAUUGAACACUCAGGUUCAAGAUGUACGUGCUCGCAUCUUGACAGAUAUGGCUUGGGUUACAAUGAAAACAUACGUUGAUAUGGAUACAGGACCAUUUAAUGUGACCAAUAUUUAUGAGUUCCAUAAUGGACGGUGGUAUAUGGUUCAUCAUCACAGUUGUGUGAUGAAUGGGGAUGUGGACCUGAUGAUUGUGCAUGGAUAAUAGUGAGAGAUGAUGACACAGUGUUAUGUCUGAAACUGGUUACAGAAGGUGGUUUUAUUUGCAGAAGCAAGAUGCUUGAAAUUUUCGUGAUUUCUUUGGAAGAUCCUUUUGCAGUUUCCAUUUUAGUUUCAUUUUUAUAAUGUAUAUAAGACAGGAAGUCGCUAUGGUGCCAGAAAAAGAGUUAUAAGUACAGUAAUUGGAUUAAAGUACAUACAAAAAGAUGGGCAGAAAGGGGUUACCUGUGAAUGAUACGUUGGAACAGGACGUUCGCACUUCGCAGGCAUUCCAAUGUUUAGACCGUCGAGACUUGUGAAAAGCAAGGCUGAGCAGUGACCGGGGCGGGAGCUAAUGCACAAGUGUUUUCCAUUUUUGUCGUGCAUCUGCAUCCUAGUUAAUAGUAGUGUGCAUCUUUUUCCUGUGAGUUGAAUUUUGAAUCAUAUGCUAACAAAAUCAUGAUUUUAUUGUAAAGCAUGAUUAUGAGAGAUUCAAAAUUGAUGGUCCGAGAAGUACCUGCUGUUACUUAAGCCCCCGACAGAUUUUGGAUGGCAAAAGUAUAAUUUAAGAAUCUGCAGAAAGUUUCCAAAA